Rhinolophus ferrumequinum (greater horseshoe bat) is the source of this 3365-nucleotide messenger RNA. It is a transcript of the gene SLC16A1, whose product is annotated as solute carrier family 16 member 1. Gene Ontology annotation, cellular component: membrane. The coding region runs from base 205 to 1707 and encodes 500 amino acids. The transcript has 5 exons. The record is from RefSeq and is a predicted model, not a curated record. Gene Ontology annotation, biological process: transmembrane transport; monocarboxylic acid transport. Gene Ontology annotation, molecular function: monocarboxylic acid transmembrane transporter activity. Lineage: Eukaryota; Metazoa; Chordata; Mammalia; Chiroptera; Rhinolophidae.
ACAAAGUGCUGGCGAGCUGCGACGUGACUAGCGGGCCGCGUGGGUGCCCCAAGAAGCGAACGAGGCAGCCGGCAAAGGACGCAGCCUGGGCCCUGGCCCCGCGGUACUGCAGCCGCGCCGCCGCUCACGCACAUGCUCGGCGCCGGAGCCGCGCAUAACGAUAAUUGGCUUUGAAUUGCACUUUGGAAUUCAUCUACACCUAAAAUGCCACCAGCAGUGGGAGGUCCAGUUGGAUACACACCCCCAGAUGGAGGCUGGGGGUGGGCCGUGGUCAUUGGCGCUUUCAUUUCCAUCGGCUUCUCUUACGCAUUUCCCAAGUCUAUUACAGUGUUCUUCAAAGAAAUUGAAGGUAUAUUCCAUGCCACCACCAGUGAAGUGUCAUGGAUAUCCUCCAUUAUGUUGGCUGUCAUGUAUGGUGGAGGUCCUAUCAGCAGUGUCCUGGUGAAUAAAUACGGCAGUCGUCCAGUCAUGAUUGUUGGUGGCCUCUUGUCAGGCAGUGGCUUGGUUGCAGCUUCUUUCUGUAAGAGUGUACAACAACUUUACUUUUGUAUUGGAGUCAUUGGAGGUCUUGGUCUUGCCUUCAACUUGAAUCCAGCUCUGACCAUGAUUGGCAAGUACUUCUACAAGAAACGGCCGUUGGCAAAUGGAUUGGCCAUGGCAGGCAGCCCUGUGUUCCUCUCUACCCUAGCCCCCCUCAAUCAGGCUUUCUUCGGUAUCUAUGGCUGGAGAGGAAGCUUCCUAAUUCUCGGGGCGAUCCUACUAAACUGUUGCGUGGCCGGAGCCCUGAUGCGACCGAUAGGGCCCUCAGCAACCAACGCAGAGAAAGACAGGUCUAAACAGACCUUUCACGACGUUGGAAAAUCUGAUGCAAAAGUAGUGGCAGGUGAUGCAAAUACAGAUCUUAUCGGAGGAAACCCCAUAAAGGAGAAACCAUCAGUCUUCCAAACAAUUAAUAAAUUUCUGGACUUGUCCCUGUUCACUCACAGAGGCUUUUUGCUGUACCUCUCUGGAAACGUGAUCAUGUUUUUUGGAUUAUUUGCUCCUUUGGUCUUUCUUAGUAGUUAUGGCAAGAGUCGGCAUUACUCUAGUGAGAAGUCUGCCUUCCUUCUUUCCAUUCUGGCUUUUGUUGACAUGGUAGCCAGACCUUCUAUGGGACUUGUAGCCAACACAAAUCGGAUAAGACCUCGAAUUCAGUAUUUCUUUGCUGCCGCUGUUACUGCAAAUGGAGUGUGUCACCUGCUAGCACCUUUGUCGUCCAGCUAUACUGAGUUCUGUAUUUAUGCGGGAUUCUUCGGGUUUGCAUUUGGGUGGCUCAGCUCGGUAUUGUUUGAAACACUGAUGGACCUCGUUGGACCCCAGAAGUUCUCCAGUGCUGUGGGAUUGGUGACCAUUGUGGAAUGCUGCCCUGUCCUCCUGGGGCCACCACUUUUAGGUCGUCUCAAUGACAUGUACGGAGACUACAAGUACACAUACUGGGCCUGUGGCGGGGUUCUGAUUGUCGCGGGCAUCUAUCUCUUCGUUGGCAUGGGCAUCAAUUACCGACUUGUGGAAAAAGAACAGAAAGCAGAGAGGCAGCAGAAAAAAGAAAGUAAAGAGGAGGAGACCUGUGUAGAUUUUGAGAAGCCAAAAGAAGUUACCUACGCAGCAGACGCUCCAGAGCAGAAAGACUUAGCAGGAGGCCCCCAAGAGGAGGAGAGUCCAGUCUGAACACGUCGGGCCGAAGGGUAAAUGGAGCAGCUUGCGACCCAUGAUAUCUGAAAAUGUUCUACUGGCCUGUGAUCUGUCUCCCAGUGGUGCUCAAUGCGAAUAGUGGACAUUUGUGUGGAAAUCCUCCCAGGCGUUCCUUCAUGGAAUUUGUGUUUCACUCCUUACCAGUAGCCUGAAUUAAAAAUACCAUAUCCUUUGGAGAUGGAAUGGUUGGCAAAGAGUGAGGAAAGGAAGUCGGGUAUUUUUUUUUUUUUUUUAAAUCUUAGCUUUUAACAGUGUCAUGAAGAUUGUAAUAUGUGCCUUAAGUUUUAGUCUUUAGAAUCUUUAGGGAGCCUUAACUUUUUAAACCAUUCUGCUGAAUUCAUCUAUUUUAAGUGUUCCGUUACAAGGAAAAAUAACUUGUUUGAUGCAAAUCUAAAAUUUAAUAUUAAUCUUGCUUCCCUGUUAUUUGUAAUACAAUAUCAGACAUGAUCACUGAACGAUUUAUGGAUAGAAAUAUUGGUUGAAAGUUGGGGAUUUUAUAAAAUCUUGACUAAAAUAUUUCCCUUGCAUCGAUAGUUGCCUGGCAUAUGUGCCUGCUUGCUAUAUAUUUAGGAAACGUAAGGCAUAAAAUUUUGGAAACUCUUGGCUGUUCCAGACAUGUUGUAGUCAUCAACACCCCUCGGGUAUCUUUUCUUAGGAUGGUUAUUAGAAGCUAAGUUCUUGAGAGUUGAUUUCAUUAAAUUACUAUUUUUUGCACCCCUUUUUACAGACACAUUUUGAGUGGUUAUAGAUCGUUGCCCCUUUUGAGAUCACUUAGUAUUAUUUUUUUCAGUGUAAAAGUUAGUAUUAAAAUAUACAAAACUAUAUAUUUGUGCCUCCUUGGUAAAGAUAACAUAUCUAAUUAAAUGCAGACAUAUUUCAAACAGCAGCUGAAUUCAGCUUAGGUUUUACUAAAACCUCAGUUAAACUGUGAGACUCGGAAUUGUUUUGUUGUUGUUUUUCCUGGAAUUUUUUUUCCCCUUUGAUUCAUAGAAGUUCCAUUUAUAUCUGUGUGUAGCUUAGAGCUGUGUGAGAUAUUCAAUCUUUGUGUGUUUCGUUUUUUUGUUUGUUUUCUUUUUGUUUUUGUUCAAAUGUUUGCUAAUUACAGAGAGCCAGAGAGAUUUGGCCCCAGGCAAACCUGUAAGGAUAAGAUUGGGAGGGAAGUUGCUAAGUAUUUUUAGUUCAAUAAACUGCUUUUCUUUUUCCUCCAGAAGGUAUUGAAGAAAAUUAGAAUUAUUGGACACAUUCUUACUCUCCAGACAAACCUAAAAACUUUGUGACCCCUUUCACUUAACCUGAAAAGUAGAGAAAUGCAUUUAGUAUAAGGAUAGGAGGGAAGAUGGACCAGAAUGAAAACUAAUAUUUUUUUACCUACUAUCUUUUAAAUUGAGGCAGAAUAAUGAUAGACAUUCAAUGAAUUAUAUAUUCAAUGUAUUUUAAAAUAUUAUUGUAAUUGACAGAGUGAAAGUAUAGAUUAAAAACCUUGUAAGAGGCUGGCUUUUCCAAAUAAAUUUUUUUUUUUUGAAGAAAUGUUUCUUCCUCCAGAUGUUUUAUUUGAGAAAAAUAUUACUGUGUUCAUUUUUAUUAUUAAGAUUUAAUUUGACCUUUGCUAAUAUUAAAUUUAAUCAUUCAGCUUA